AUGAAAAAUCCAAUAGUUUUUAUAAUUUUAUUGGCUGGUAUCUAUUCGUGGUACUCUUGCUAUGCUUAUGCAAUACCAUCAGAAUAUUUGAUUAAGACCGUACCUUAUCAUCGUCAGGUUACAGAUUAUAACUGUGGUGAUGCCUCGUUACAAAUGGUAUUUGGAUACUAUGGUCAAGACAUUAAUCAAGAGCAAAUAGAUGAUGUUGCAAGAACAUCAAAGCAUGAAGGAACAAGUUCCUAUGACAUCGUUAGAACUGCUCAGUUUUCUAUUCUAAGUCAAUCACAGGGAACAGACAAGAAAAAAAAAGAAUUGAAUCACGGAUUUCCUAAUUAUCCAUAUGGUUUGAAUGCAGUCGGUUAUUCAUCGAACGAAGAAUGGAUGGAUGGUUUGAAGAGUGCUAUUUCGCUGAACAUCCCAAUUAUCGUUUUGAUGCAUUAUUCACUUGAAGAUCCAGGUGGUCAUUUUAGAGUUGUCAUUGGAUACAAUGAUGAUCUUGAAACAAUUACUACUUUAGAUCCAUGGGACAGAGAUGGUCAACCACAAGUCUAUACACUUUCAUAUUCUAACUUCACAGCUUUGUGGAACUACACAGAGAAAGAUUCUCCACGUGGUACUCCUUUCUUUGGUGUUGCAAUCUGGCCAUUGAAUGUGGAUAUCGUAGCAUUUUCAAAUGGUAACCAAACAACUUUCAAUGUAAAAUUCGAUUACACCAAUCCAAUUCCAUUUUUAUCUGAAUUACAAUUAUUACCAAAGACACUUGGAACCAUUACAAAUUUCAUUGCACCAAAGGAUUCACAAUUCGUUUCGGCCAGUUCCUACACUACUGGUCCAAUUAAUGAAGGUGAUACCGUGAAGAGUUUAUUUGUUGUAAAUUGUCCUGGAGGUUCUUGCCAUGGUCUAUUUAUUGCCAAUGUCGAAAUACUUAUCCAAGCAUCCGUUCCAUAUACCUAUGAUAGAAAUCAUUACUAUUAUCCACCAUAUUCCUAUAUCGAUGUAAUUGGUUAUUCAGAAGAAGCUAAGAUAUAA
Heterostelium album PN500 is the source of this 1029-nucleotide messenger RNA. RefSeq lists its product as uncharacterized. The transcript is spliced from 5 exons. The coding region runs from base 1 to 1029 and encodes 342 amino acids. Lineage: Eukaryota; Evosea; Eumycetozoa; Acytosteliales; Acytosteliaceae. The record is from RefSeq and is a predicted model, not a curated record.